ACUCCCUUACCCAAACGACUUUUCUUCUUCUCAACAAGAAACAAAAUCCUCGAAACCUUCACUCACACUUUCUUCACCACAAUAAUAAUAUUCUCCAAACCACAACCGCCAUGGAUGACGACAGCGAUCGGAGCUCCGAAGCAACUCAAUUCGAAAUCCUAACACGGAAACCGUACGGCGACAACAACAACAACGACGACGACGGAGAACAUUCAUCCGGCACCGUAAACGAAGAAUUCGACGACGACGACGAUGCGACUGAUGAUCAGCGAGAGGAGGUUAGUGAUUUCGAGACUUCGCGUAUGGAAAUCGAGAGAAGUUGUGGUGAAGAAACCCUAGGUUCUGGUUUGGCAGAAGUGCCGGUGCAGUAUGAGGUGCGGCAUGAAGAAUUGCAGCAGUUGAAGAAUCAACUGCAGGGGAGUCACCAAGAAGCGUUAGCAGUCGUUAUAGCUCAGGCUGCACAAGCUCAUUCAGGGAAUAAUCAAUCUUUAACCUCCGAUUUCCCAACACCAAUUUCAACUAUCGCAAGAUUAAAUUCAAAAGUAGACACACCAUCAACAGAAUCAAACCAGAGGAUUAAUUCCGAUUCCAAAACCGUAUCUACUUCUCGAACUGUCAAGACACCUAUUGACGGGUACAACUGGAGAAAAUACGGUCAGAAACAAGUGAAAAGUCCUCCAGGCUCUAGAAGCUAUUUCAAGUGCACAUACAACGAAUGUGAUGCUAAAAAGAUUGAGUCAUGUGAUCAACACAAUUCAGUCACAAAAAUAGUUUAUAAAGGUCAACACAAACACGAGCCACCUAAGAAAGUAUAUAGCAGGAGGGGUAAGGUUGUAUCGGGUUCUUCUCGAGGGAAAGAACGUAAAUCGAUCUCUGAACCGCCAUCCAAACAAUAUAUAUCAAGUGGCUCUAUUAGUAACGGUCUGAUUUUAGUUGAAGAGAUGGAUGCACCACCGCCAAAACCGAGCAGAGUGAAGAAGAGCAGCUCAGUAAGUCCCGGUUCUGUUCUGAAACCUCCAAAAAAGCCGAAGUUUGUUAUACAUGCAGCUAGUGAUGUUGGAAUAUCAGCUGAUGGAUAUAGAUGGAGGAAAUAUGGACAAAAGAUGGUGAAGGGAAAUCCUCAUCCCAGGAACUACUAUAAAUGCACCUCAGCCGGAUGCCCGGUUAGGAAACACAUUGAAAUGGCGGUUGACGGUUCAUCAGAGGUAAUACUAACUUACAAAGGAAUCCAUGACCACGACAUACCCGCACCUACAAAAGUCCAAGCGCCGCCUACUGUUCUUCUUCUAAAUGCCGUCUCUUCACCUUCAAAGAACAACAAUUCACAAUCAAGCAAAGGUGAAACCGACCCAUCAAAUAGUGUACCCGAUAACUAGAUCAAAGCUUGAAGAAGAUUUUCAUAAGUCGAUUUUAGUUACCUACCGGUAUGUUCAAAACAUUGCCUUUUAGUUAAAUAAAUUUCCAGGUAGGUAGAUCUGGUGGGUUUGGUUUAAUUAAUGUAGAUUGUAAUUUUCGGAAAUUGUAGUUUUGAACUUUUAUGAGUAGACUCGAGUACUGAUCGGCCAUUGUGGUAUAGUGUACACUUAAUUUAAAAAAUGGUGUUAGCUGGUUACAACUGA
Messenger RNA from Helianthus annuus (common sunflower), 1619 nucleotides. Its product is annotated as probable WRKY transcription factor 32. NCBI's taxonomy places the organism in Eukaryota, Viridiplantae, Streptophyta, Magnoliopsida, Asterales, Asteraceae. Gene Ontology annotation, biological process: regulation of DNA-templated transcription. Bases 111 to 1376 code for a protein of 421 amino acids. The record is from RefSeq and is a predicted model, not a curated record. Gene Ontology annotation, molecular function: DNA-binding transcription factor activity; sequence-specific DNA binding. The transcript has 5 exons.